Verticillium dahliae VdLs.17 is the source of this 1533-nucleotide messenger RNA. RefSeq names its product 6-hydroxy-D-nicotine oxidase. The record is from RefSeq and is a predicted model, not a curated record. Lineage: Eukaryota; Fungi; Ascomycota; Sordariomycetes; Glomerellales; Plectosphaerellaceae. The transcript is spliced from 3 exons. Bases 1 to 1533 code for a protein of 510 amino acids. Gene Ontology annotation, molecular function: oxidoreductase activity; FAD binding.
AUGGCUCAGCCAUCCAGCAGUGCCUUCGCGACCUGCCUGAACGACGUUUGCGAUGGCCGGUGGGGGUGCGUAGGCUACCCGAGCGACAUCCUGUACCAAAUCAACUGGGUAGAUCGCUAUAACCUCGACAUCAAUAUUGAGCCCGCUGCCGUCACAAGACCCGAAAGUACUGAAGAUGUCGCGGCAUUUAUCAAAAAUCAUGGAUUGGGUGGUGAAGACGGGGCGCUCGUCAUCGAUCUUGAGAGCUUUCAACACUUCUCAAUGGAUUCAGAUAAUUGGCAAGCGACAAUCGGAGCAGGCCACACAUUACACGACGUCACCAAGAAGCUCCAUGAUAACGGUGGUCGAGCCAUCUCGCAUGGCACAUGCCCUGGUGUAGGACUUGGUGGUCACGCUACAAUUGGUGGCCUCGGGCCCUCAUCACGUAUGUGGGGAUCCUGCCUUGAUCAUGUUGUGGAAGUCGAAGUCGUCACAGCCGAUGGGAAAAUCCAGCGCGCCAACGAAGACGAGAACUCAGAUCUCUUCUUCGCCCUCAAAGGAGCUGGUGCCAGUUUCGGCAUCAUUACGGAAUUCGUCAUGCGCACCAACGAGGAGCCCGGUGACGUUGUCGAGUAUACCUUCUCACUGACUUUCUCCCGUCAUCGUGAUCUAUCCCCUGUAUUUGAGGCGUGGCAAAAUCUCAUUUCUGACCCUGACCUUGACCGCCGUUUUGGGUCCGAGUUCGUUAUGCACGAACUGGGUGCUAUCAUCACUGGCACUUUUUUUGGCACUGAGGAAGAAUUUGAGGCAACAGGCAUUCCUGACCGCAUUCCCACCGGGAAGAAGUCCGUAGUGGUCAACGACUGGCUCGGCUCGGUCGCGCAACAAGCCCAGGAUGCAGCCCUAUGGCUUAGCGAUCUGAGUACCGCCUUCACUGCGAAGAGCUUAGCAUUCACCAAGGACCAGCUCCUCUCCCCCGAAAGCAUCACAUACCUCAUGGACUACAUUGACGACGCUAAUCGGGGCACCCUCAUCUGGUUUUUGAUUUUUGAUGUGACAGGUGGCCGUAUCAACGACGUCCCGAUGAACGCUACGGCUUACCGUCACCGCGACAAGGUUAUGUUCUGCCAGGGCUACGGUAUCGGUAUUCCAACACUGAACGGCAGGACUCGCGAGUUUAUUGAAGGAAUCAAUUCGUUGAUUAGGUCAAGCGUGCCAACUAAUCUGAGUACCUACGCCGGGUAUGUCGAUGCCAGUCUGGAUAGCCCUCAAGACUCGUAUUGGGGCCCAAACCUAAACACAUUGGGUCAAGUAAAGAAAAACUGGGAUCCUCAUGAUCUCUUUUCAAACCCGCAAAGCGUACGACCUGGGCAGAAGAGUGUUGUCAAUUAUUUCGAUGACAGGACGUCAUCAAACGGCUCGGAGGACUCCAGCGGCGGGUCUAUUGGUGGUACCCGAGAUGAACAGGGCGGGUGCUGGAGCUGGCAACGCAGCGGGGCUGCUUUUGCUGUUUUCGUCGCCCUGUUUGUCGGUCUGGUUUUGGGGGUUUUCUAA